UUACAUGCGCAUGCUCAAUUGUCAGAAAACGUAUCACGUGAUGACGCGAGUUUAUAAACCGUGACCGUAACCAGCCGGUCUUUACAAUCAUUGUGACAGUCUACAAACGUGAACCUUGUGUUGAGCAUCAUUUCAUCAUAACUUUUUUUUAUCAUAAAAAAUAUAUUGAUAAUUUGAUAUCUUGAGAUAAAUAAAUAGUGUCAUUUAAUAGUUGUCAAAUUUAUUUAGCAAUUAUUAUUUAUUUACUUUCAUUUAUAAAUUUAAUAUAUUUUCACAUUUGUGGAAAUUUCUAUUGGAAAUUUCUAUUGUAACACACACACACACAUAGAUAUUGUUUGUUGAUAUUUGUGUCAAAACCUCGUGUCUGGAUUUUGGCAAUAAUUAUUGUCAAUUAAUUUUUUUAAUUUUUUAUAAAUUUAUAUUUUUGACAAAGGGCUGAAGAGCUCUUUGCCACACACAAAAGUUUAAACAAGUGGUCAAAACGAGCGGGAGCAGACUUUACUCGGAUCUUAAUUUUUCGGAUCUUAAUUUCCGAUAAAUACCCCCCCGCAAUGGCCGGCAGAGACGAUUGGGAUUACAUGAGAAAUGGUCCUGAUACGUGGGUGGAUAAAUUCCCGAUGGCGGCAGGUUCUAGACAGAGUCCAGUUAACAUUGAGACUGAUCGAGCUGAAUCUGAUCAUGAAUCUCUCAGUACAAAACCACUGAGAUGGAAGUAUCCAGCUUAUGCUUCAAGAAAAUUGGUCAAUCCAGGCUACUGUUGGCGUAUUGAUUGUGAUGGUGAAGGAACAUUUUUAAGUGGUGGACCAUUGAUGGAUGAUAUUUACAAACUUGAGCAGUAUCAUUGUCACUGGGGUUGUAGUGAUUCACGUGGUUCUGAACAUACGGUUGAUGGACAAGCUUUCGCUGGCGAGUUGCAUCUUGUUCACUGGAACACAACCAAGUAUCGUACAUUCGCUGAAGCUGCCAAGGCACCUGAUGGUCUUGCUGUUCUCGGCGUUUUUCUCAAGGUGGGAAAAACACAUGAAGAAAUGGAAAAGAUUGCUCGAAUGUUGCCUUAUGUCUCUCACAAGGACGAAGUAGUCGAUAUUGUUGAUCCAAUCGAUCCAAGUAAACUUCUUCCUGAUGAUAAUGGAUACUGGACUUACCUUGGAUCAUUGACAACACCACCAUGCAAUGAAAGUGUAACUUGGGUACUUUUUAAAAAAUUCAUUGAAGUAUCACAUCAUCAACUCAAUAUAUUUCGUAAUUUGAGAAAAUUUCCAAGAGGUGAAGAGUGUCCAUGUCAUGAAAACCAUGGAGCGGUUAUUAACAACUUUCGUCCACCUCUUCCACUUGGAAAUCGCCAACUUCGCGAGUGUGGAAGUUUCUAAGUAUCUUUCGAUGAUGAAUCUGCAGCCAAUCAACGGUUUAUAACGAAAUGGGAAUUUCUUUUGUCGGCUAUUACGGGGGGGUUAAGACGGGAGGAGGGAGAGUGAUUUUUUUUUUUUCAAUAAAAUAAAAUCAAUCAGGAUUCAAUUUUCUACUAAUAAUAUACAAAAAUUAAAAAUAAAAACUAAAUUAUUUAGAACAGCAUAGAUUUUCAAAGAUUAAUUUAACAAUUAAAAUUAAUUUUUAUUCAUUAUUGAAAUGUGAUUGUUAAAUUUAGUAUGAAAAAUUUUUACAAUAAAAUAUCAAUUGAUUAUUUAAAAAAAAUUUAUAAUAAUAUUAAUAAUAAUUUUUAAAAAAUUUAUAAAAUCACAAUCCGUCCUCCGAAUAAGUUAUGAUUAAAAUUUUGAAAAACAUUUAAAAUUCAAUGCCUUAAAAUUAAAUAAUAACAAUAAAAUUUUUUUACGGAGGUUUUUAAUAUUAUUAAA
Aphidius gifuensis is the source of this 1853-nucleotide messenger RNA. RefSeq names its product carbonic anhydrase 2 (gene CAH1). The coding region runs from base 552 to 1370 and encodes 272 amino acids. Gene Ontology annotation, cellular component: cytoplasm. Gene Ontology annotation, molecular function: zinc ion binding; carbonate dehydratase activity. Lineage: Eukaryota; Metazoa; Arthropoda; Insecta; Hymenoptera; Braconidae. The transcript has 7 exons. The record is from RefSeq and is a predicted model, not a curated record.